AUGGCUCAAUCUCCGCCAGCGGCUUCCGGCACCGCUUCCGAAUAUGCCGAAAGCGAAAUGCCAGCCUCAGUAAUGGGAGAAGGAGCUACUUUUCCACCAUAUCCUCCUUACAACACGGAACCCGCGCCACCAUCUGUCGCCAACACUAUUAUUGCCGGACGAGACAUACGUAUCCAACACAAGUCUAUACCAAGACAACCAGUUCGUCCGGCUCCCAAGCCCGCGAAGCCUAGGGGUCCAAAGGCAACUGACGUGAAGUUGAACAGACGUUCUACGAGAGCGCACGCCCGCUGCCUCCGGAGGCAUGGAGCGAUCCUUACUGAUCGACUAGAGAGGAUAUCAAAGCCUUGUCGACGCAACAUAAUUAACUUGUGGCGGGAACACGCAUAUACAUUACCUCCUGAAACGAUAGCAGUGUGGAUCGACGACGUUCUCGCUGAGUCGGAAGAUCGCAUGCUCAUGAUGGACUUUGAUGAAGACGAUGAAGUAGAAAAGAGUGCUGCAGAGGUGGACAGGCCACCAUCGGCGACUGAUACUGGAGCGUCGAGCACUCCCCGAGGGUCAGCCACAGGAUCGACCCCAACGGUGGAGGCAACCCCCACGGACACUCCCGGAGCCACGCCCGGCGUGACCCCCGGGGCGACCCCCGGCAGGACCCCACAACAAACACCGACCACCACGCCGGCACAAACCCCGCGUCAAUCCAAAUCUGAUAUAGCCAAACAGUAA
This is a messenger RNA of Diatraea saccharalis (sugarcane borer), 729 nucleotides long. The record is from the annotation of a GenBank genome assembly. Lineage: Eukaryota; Metazoa; Arthropoda; Insecta; Lepidoptera; Crambidae.